This is a messenger RNA of Tuber melanosporum (Perigord truffle), 1239 nucleotides long. RefSeq lists its product as uncharacterized. Gene Ontology annotation, cellular component: mitochondrion; mitochondrial inner membrane. NCBI's taxonomy places the organism in Eukaryota, Fungi, Ascomycota, Pezizomycetes, Pezizales, Tuberaceae. Gene Ontology annotation, molecular function: glycine transmembrane transporter activity. The record is from RefSeq and is a predicted model, not a curated record. Gene Ontology annotation, biological process: glycine import into mitochondrion. The transcript has a single exon. Bases 106 to 1041 code for a protein of 311 amino acids.
CUCUCACCCAAUUGCAGAAUUCACCAACCUUACCGAUCCGCAUGUAAUCGACCCCAAACCUCCAGGAGCGCCCACUGCAACUUGCUCCUCCCUCAACGCCUAAAGAUGACCGCUACUACUACCGCCGCCGCUACGAUCGCAACUACGCAAGUGAUCAGCAAGCCCCCCCGCAAAAACCACUUCCUUUCCGGUGGCUUUUCGGGAGUCCUCAGCGCCAUCCUCCUCCAACCCGCGGACCUGCUAAAAACCCGCCUGCAGCAAAGUCCCCCUACCACCUCCGCCACCCGCACACUGUUAAGAACCCUCCAACAAAUCGCUUCAUCCCCACGGCCCAUCCGCUCGCUAUGGCGUGGCACCUUACCCAGUGCUAUCCGAACAGGUGUGGGCUCUGCACUCUACUUUUCUGCGCUCAACACAAUACGUAGUGGGCUCUCUAGCCGAUCUAGCACCACUGCUAGCAGCAGCCUACCUACACUCUCACCAUUGGGGAAUCUUGCCUCCGGCGCUGGCACAAGGGCGGUGGUGGGGUACUUGAUGAUGCCGGUCACUAUACUAAAAGUCCGUUACGAAUCCAGUCUGUAUACAUACCCUACAUUCUCCUCUGCCUGCCAAGACAUCUACAAAACUGAAGGAAUGCGGGGCUUUUUUAGCGGCUGGGGUGCAACCGCAAUCCGCGAUGCCCCGUACGCCGGGCUGUACGUAGUCUUCUACGAGCAGAGCAAGAAGACACUAUCCCGGUUCUGGCAUACCAAAGAGGGUGGAGGAAUGGACGUCGGUACCGCCGCGGGAAUAAACGUACUUUCGGGAGCUGGCGCCGCAACUCUAGCUACCGCUAUCACGAAUCCGUUCGAUGCGCUGAAGACUAGGAUACAGGUUUCCCCCGGACGCUACAGGAAUCUAUGGCACGCGGCGAAGGUAGUUGUGAAAGAGGACGGGAGGUGGAAGGGACGAGCGUUGUUUGACGGGUUGGGGCUGAGGAUCGCCAGGAAGGCGGUUAGCUCUGCAGUGGUUUGGGGGAUAUACGAGGGAUUGGUGCGGUAGUCUUCCUUCUCUCUCCUCGGCGGUGGUGGGCGCGGGAGCCGGGAUCGCGGUAGAGCGGAUGGGGGAGGCUUUCGUGUUUCUUAUUGCUGCUCAGGUGUCGUUUCCAGUCUAGGCAUCGCGGGGAUAGAAGUGAAAACAAAAACGGCGUGUAUGGCGACAAAGUUAGAUUCCAUCGAAAAAUAGACUGCUUUACCCGGG